Messenger RNA from Parasteatoda tepidariorum (common house spider), 1132 nucleotides. RefSeq names its product mitochondrial ribosomal protein L4 (gene mRpL4). Gene Ontology annotation, cellular component: ribosome. The record is from RefSeq and is a predicted model, not a curated record. Gene Ontology annotation, biological process: translation. Gene Ontology annotation, molecular function: structural constituent of ribosome. Lineage: Eukaryota; Metazoa; Arthropoda; Arachnida; Araneae; Theridiidae.
UAAUUUUCCCUAUGAGUAUAAUUCCAAGUAACAAAGUCUAAUAUUUUGGAAGUGUACAAGAAUCUUACAAUACUUUAAAAGAUAAAUGCUGAGAAAUUAUUAAAUUAAACUAUAUUUCAAUGUGUAAAGUAUAGAGUUUCAGUUUGAAAAUGCUAAAAUCCACAAAGUUAAUUUCUUCUCUGUUUUUGAAAAGAAUCAUCCCUAAGUUUUCAUCUGUAUGUGCCUUUGAGACAGAUGUUCCUCAGAUAUUAAAGCCAACAGUUGAAAGUUUAGCAAAAGACUCUGUUUAUUCACCCCCAUCAUCUGCCGUCAUCGUACCAUGUCGUCCAGAACAUCCUAAUAGGUACCUUGCACCCAGACAAGCAUGGCUUUCAAGUAUAAGUACUGUUGAAGAACAAAAGCUUGGACUGGUUGAACUUCAUCCUUCAGUUUUCGGAGUCAUGCCAAGAAUAGACUUAAUAUGGCAGAACAAAAAUUGGCAAGAAAAGAUUCAUUUUAUUGAUUAUAGAAGUGAUAAGAGCCGUGCAGACAUGAAAGGUGGUGGCCGGAAACCUUGGAGACAGAAAGGUACUGGCAGAGCUAGGCAUGGAAGUAUUCGGAGCCCAAUAUUUAAAGGAGGAGGAAAAGCUCAUGCCAAGUGGGGACCAAAAACCACAUUUUUUAUGUUGCCUUUAGCUACCAGACUUAGAGGACUGUCUUCAUUGCUCACUUGCAAGUUUGCACAGGAUGAUUUAGUUAUUGUAGACUCAUUAGAAAUUCCUUCAGAAGAUCAAAAGUUCAUUGAAAACCUUAUAGAAAACAGAAAAUGGGGUGUUUCUGUUCUGUUUGUUAAUCACUCUGACAUUAUGCCCAGAAAUAUCACGCUUGCAACAGAGAAAUUGGAAUCAGUGGCCUUGAUGCCUUUCUAUGGACUUAAUGUGUUUAGUAUGCUGAAGUAUCACACCAUGGUAAUUACUUGGGAAGCAUUAAGCAAAAUAGAAGAGAGGCUACUGUUCCAUCUUAACCGAGCUGACAGUCACCAAGGAAAGUUUCAUCGCACUAGGUUUAAUCAAAGUGUACUAAGAGAUAGCUCAUAACCUUAAAUAUGAAAUUCUGUAUUGUUGUGUUCAUUAAAAUUUUGAUUUAGCUGUUU